Aureobasidium musti is the source of this 519-nucleotide messenger RNA. The record is from the annotation of a GenBank genome assembly. Lineage: Eukaryota; Fungi; Ascomycota; Dothideomycetes; Dothideales; Saccotheciaceae.
AUGUCUACCGAGAAGCCAUGGCAUGCAGAGUUUCCGGAGCCCAAAACAGAAGCGGCCAUUAUGCCUCGAAACCGCGUGAUGCAGAUGUUGUCAUUACGAGGUGUGGCAAGUCUGCUCGUUAUUGAUUUGAGAAGGAUGGAUUUCGAGGGAGGGUGCCUUCGUGGCAGCUUGAAUAUUCCUGCCCAGGGCUUCUGGUGGAAUAGAGGCAUGCUAUACGAGUUGGCAUACAAAGCUGAUAUCGAAUGGGUUGUAUUCACAUGUGNGCUCCUCAAAUGGACGAGCGCCUCGUUGUGCUGCAUGGAAUUCAUCGACGCAGCUGGAGACGAGCAGAUGCAAUCAAUGGUACUCGAAGGAGGCGUCAAGGGUUGGGUCAAGAGUGGGCCUCAGUUCACGCGACUGAUGGAUGGUUACAAAGAAUCUUACUGGCAAGACCUCUUCGCCCAAGAAGAAGCCAAGAAGGCCGCAGCUCAAGGACAAGACGACAAGAACCUGGUCGGCCAGGGAGACGUGACAAAGUGA